Molecule: messenger RNA, 1240 nt
Organism: Melanaphis sacchari
Lineage: Eukaryota; Metazoa; Arthropoda; Insecta; Hemiptera; Aphididae
Exons: 5
Coding region: 86-1240 (384 amino acids)
Molecular function (GO): protein dimerization activity
Source: RefSeq, a predicted model, not a curated record
AAAAUUAAAAAUAAAUUUCCAUAUGCCAUUUAUACGCAUUGUAUGGCCCAUCGUAUAAAUCUUGUAGUAAUCGACAUGUGCAAAUAUGUUAAGGAAACUAGGACUGUUUUCAAUACCAUUGAAGGGUUAUAUAUCCAUUUUUAUCAUCCAACUAAAAACCAAAUGCUUGUUGACAUGCAAAAAAAAGUUGGGAAUAAAAAGUAUCCACAUUGGUUGCUUAAGUGAUACUAGAUGGAACUGUCUGUUUAAAAACUGUGAAGCAAUAUUACACAAUUAUAAAGCUAUUAUAAAUGUUUUACAGGAAGAAAUAGACAAUCAAACUGAUAGAAAUGCAAAUGAAGCUUUAGGUAUACUUACAAAUAUGUCAACAAGCUCAUUUAUUGUUAAUUUGUUUAUUUUAAAAGAUAUAUUGUCUAUAAUAAAUAUUCUUUGUCAAAUGCUACAAGAAAAAAAUGCAACACUAGGCAAAGCAGCAAUUCUUAUCAAGGGUGUUUUGCAAACUUUUGAAAAUGAUAAAUCUACUCUUGCUUUUAAUAAUUUAUGGUUAGAAAUCCAAGACUUUGCUAAAGACUACAACAUUAAUUUCAAUGUACCAUUUCAAACACAAAGAUUGAAACAAAUAAAAAGAGAACCUAAUAGACUUAUUGAUUUCGUUUUGACUACUGCUACUGGUGCCAAAGAACCCAAUGAAGUUGAUAAUGCUACUGCUGAACAUUAUUUUCGUGUAAAUGCAUACUUUAAAGUUUUAGAUUCCAUUAUUGUCAAUAUGAAGAAACGGUUUUGUACAGAAAGUUUGGAAAUGGCUGAAUCUAUUGAUAACUUUUUUAAACUGAACAUUGAAAAAAGCAAAUUCUUUAUUGACCACUAUAAGGAUUUAUUAGAUGUCAAUUGUUAUAAUUUAAAAUCCGAAAUUACUGUUGUAAAAAACUACUUAACAUUAACAACUGGAAAAGAUGAUAUCUCCUUAGAGGAUUUAAAAACAUUUAUUGUCAAGAAUGUCUACCCAAAUAUAUAUAAACUUCUACAGGUGGCUUUAACUUUACCAAUAAGUUCAGCCACCUGUGAACGUUCUUUUUCUGCAAUGCGCCGAAUAAAAACUUGGAUGCGAUCUACAAUGGUUGAAAAUAGAUUCAAUGAUCUUUCUAUUUUAAACAUUGAAAAAGAUUUAGCAAAAAAGAUUAAUAAUAAUGAUAUAGUUAAUGCUUUUUUGAAUAAAAAUCGAUAUAUUGUAUUGAAAUAA